Molecule: messenger RNA, 4931 nt
Organism: Spirodela intermedia
Lineage: Eukaryota; Viridiplantae; Streptophyta; Magnoliopsida; Alismatales; Araceae
Source: the annotation of a GenBank genome assembly
AUGGAGAAGGCCGACCUCUCGGUCCCUUCGACGACGAUAGAGCCGCCUUUCCAUCCCACGUACGACAUGAAGACAGUCAUCGGGCUCGCUCUCGCGGAGGACGCUGGGGACCGAGGUCCCUCCUCUGGCUCUCUACGCUACCAGACCUCGAAUUUUUUUACUUAGGUUUUGAUCCUCGAUUUUAAUGGCGGAUGUAUGCGCGAGACGAGCAUGGCCAACCUUUUUUGUUUGCUUUAUUCUUCAAUUCAAGCUGGCUUUCUGAGAUCUUGCUCCAAGUGAAUUUUCUUUUCUGGAAUUGGCUGCUGUACUUGGUUGAAGCAGGCGAUGUGUGAACUGUGUGAGUGGUCGCUAUAUAAGGCAGUAUAUCGCGUUCCUUCGGAUGGCACUGUAUGGUGGCAUCUUGUGGGACUAGACUAGACCUUCCAUACGGAGAUGGUGAUGGGAUAUAUUUGGUGCCCACUUAUGAUGGUUAUGUACCAUUUUCGAUUGAUGAUUUUUUCAGUUUAGGGGGUUCACAUUGGCGAAACGAAUAUAGAAGACUCCAAUUUUCUGUGCAGAUUUGGUUCGUCCAUUAAAAUAUAUAUAAUAUGUAUGUAUGCUUGAUGUAAGAACAGUACAUUUUGCUAGCGAUUGAAGUAAUGAGGCUCCAUUUACAUUUUUUCAUGAAUGAAAUUUCCAUAGUGAGGAGAUUGAACAGAUGAAGUGAUGUUUAACCAUUUUGAUCAGAAAUUGUGCUGGAAAUGGCCAAAAAGAAUACUCCGGUGAAGAAGAUGGUGUUUGCUGACUUUUUUUUUCUUUUUUUCCGUUAUUUGAAAUGCACCUUGCCUGUUAUUGUCUUAUGAUGGUUGUCUUAAAGAGGUUUUUCUUCUGAGCUAUGUGCGCUGAAGUGCAGGUGAUGUGACUUGUAUGGCGACCAUUCCAGCCGAUACAGAAGCAGAAGCACACUUCAUAGCUAAGGAGGAUGGUGUUAUUGCAGGAGUUGCUCUCUCGGAGAUCAUAUUUAAUGAGGUUGAUCCGUCUCUAGAGGUAAUGGACUUUUAUGAAAUCAGGCUGAAUUAGCCCAUGAAACGUAUCUUAAUUGCCUUCUCUUUUAUUUGAUGAAGCUCGAAUGGUUGGUGAAGGAUGGAAAUUAUAUUCAUAGAGGCUACCAAUUUGGCAAAGUUUCUGGUAAAAAUCGUGAUCCCAGUAAAUAUUUUCUCGCCCAUUCCUAUAGAAAACUUAUCGCCAUCGUGUUCAUUAUUUGGAGGGCGUGCACGCAGCAUUAUUGUGGCAGAAAGAGUUGUGCUUAACUUUAUGCAAAGGAUGAGUGGAAUAGCAACGCUUACCAAGGUAUGCUUCUACUACGAAUCUUCAAGGCAUGCAUGGAGAAGAAUUUUUUUCUGCUGUUUACAUUUAAUGAAAUCUCUUUGACAAUUUUCUUCCAGUUGUGUUGUUUAGGUAACAGAUUAUUCACAUAAUCUUAUGUUUGAUCCACAUAAACUGCAUGUGAUAGGUGAUUCACCCCUUUUUUUUCCUUGAUUUCUCCCUAUUUCGCAUUCUUCAUCCCUGUUUAGGAAUUCGGGAAUAUGUAGGUGGCGAUCACCUUCCCUGAAGCAACUCCCGGAGAUGGUAGACAAUUGUAUAUGCAUCAUAAAUGUAUAAAUGUGUGCGUGCAUGUAAGUUCUUACAUUGAAUGUGCUUAGAUAUCAAUGUACUUGUGAAUAAAUGGUAUGGGUGGGCAUGCUCUCAUUCGUAUAAGGUAAUCGAGUUUCCUUUCUGUUUGUGGACAUUCAGCUUUCCCACCUUACAGUAUCACACUGUCUUCAUCAUUGUCAUGAACCGCUGCCCCCACACAAGGACAUGCCGUCGAUUUUUGUUAUUAUUAUGCAUAAAAAAUUUCACUCCCAGCAUAGUCAGCAUGUCAGAAGCAUUUAAGAUGGUUCUGUAUUAUGCACGUAAAUGUCAUAGUUGCCUCUUAAAGGUGGAAAUUGGUAUAUAAAAAAGGCUCUAAGUUGAUAGUACAUCCAUAGAAAAAUCAGAUGGAAUUCAUAGCGAUAGAAUAAUCGCUUGAAUUUUUAGAUAACUACUGUUAUGAGUUGGAAUGUCAGAACAGUCUUUGUCAGGCUACUUUCAAUCAAAUGAGUAGUACUAAAUGACGUCAUAAAUGAAUGCACCGUCAUAAGUGAGGCCAAUAUAGUGACUAAGAACACUAGAACGAUCAGAGCUGAUAAACCGCAAACUAUAUGUAAAGAGCUCCAAUGAGCGGAUUUUUUUGGCAAAAGGGCAGCAGAUUGUGUAAACGAGUCAAUCAGAAGCCAAAAAGAGGAUGGUUUCAGGACUGGAUCAGCCUUGGCCUUUUUCUGCUCUAGGGAUCUUUGGACCCAGCUCAGUCUAUGCGCGAUCGGUUCUUCCUGGUUUAGUAAAAGAUACUUAAUCCAUUUGGAAGCCAUCAGAGAAAGUCUUCCUCUUGCUGGAUCCAGGUUGAUUGUGAUUGGGUGUAACUAUUUUUAGAGUGUCCAUUUAUGGACGGUUCUUCACUUGGUUUUAGUCCGUCACUUAGAUUCAAUCUGAUCAAGCUAGCUGGUAUUAUUUUCCAGCAAGACCCAUCCCUUCCUCGUAUGAAGGUCGAGGAUAGAAAGUGUUCUCUUUCUUAAGGAGGUGGGUUAUUUUAUAUGAAGGGGCUAAGAGGGUUAGACCACAGAGAUGGAUGGGUUGGUGAAAUCCUGUUUGAGAGAACUUCCAAAAUCGGAAGAAGUGGCUCUCAAUGAAAUCCUGGACCGACCUGCUCUAGCAAUGGGGCCCCAAGCCUUUCGCAGUCGAAGCUGAUCUGGUGAGCUCUAGCUCGAGUCCAGCCAUCGCAUAAAACUCCUAAAAAUGUUGGGAAAGUGUUUCUUGGCGCUUUGUUCUUCACCUUAUUUCCUGUGCAGAAUAAUCAGCUACAACUUAUUAAUUGGAUCUUACAACCCACAAAGGAAUUUAUUAGAGGUCAAUGAUCAUCUGGAAUGCGAGCAGUGGGAAGCUGUAAAACUUGCUUCUUUUUUUGUUGCUGUAUUUAAUGACGAAAAUGUUAAAUCUUGAUGUGGUGUGAAUGUCAGGGGAGAUGAUGAUGAUUCAGACGGAGCUUUGCCCUUAAUUUUAAUCUUAUAGAACAUACCCAACGAGAUGUUUCAUUUUUUUUCAGGCCAUGGCCAGUGCAGCUCACCCAGCUUGCAUUUUAGAGACGAGGAAAACUGCGCCAGGUCUACGUUUGGUGGAUAAGUGGGCGGUGCCUAUCCUGUUUAUUGCUCAUGAUUGUAAUUUUUAGGCUGUGCUGUAUGUUUCUGGCCCUUAAUUCUUGAGCUGGAUGCCUCUCCGCAGGUGCUGAUUGGCGGGGGAAAGAAUCACCGGAUGGGCCUGUUUGACAUGGCAAUGAUAAAAGAUAACCAUAUUUCAGUUGCAGGGGGUGUCACUGAAGCCAUCAGAUCAGUUGAUCAGUUCUUAAGACAAAAUGAACUCCAGAUGGAAGUUGAGGUGCGCCUGUCUCGACUUCUCAGGCUCAUCUGAUGAUUAGAAUCUUACGAGUAUCAACACCCCUCUAGCUUACAUACGCAUCUCUCAUUUUUUUUAUUUCACGCAAACAUCUCUCAUUCGGAUGUGUGACUGGGUGAGAUCUCGCCUCAUACUUCUCAGUAUAUGAUCAAAACUUAAAACUUGAUGAUCUUUCUAGAGAGAGAGAGAGAGAGAGAGAGAGAGAGAGAGAGAGAGAGAGAGAGAGUCAUCCAUCUCAAAGCUUUGGCUUUCUAAAAUGGACCCAUUUCUAACGUUUUCUUGGACUCAAAAUUGAGCGUUUGAUGUUAUUCUUACCUUAAUCUAGGAAGUGCUGCAAAGAAAGGCUGAUAUAUUCUCAUCGAACCCAGACGAAGUUUUUCGUUCCCGUUGUCUCUUUGAUGUUGUCUUGUGUUCUUGUUAGAUGUUGACGGGCCGCUUGUAUGAAUUCUCUUUCUAGAUCGAGACCAGAACCCUGCAAGAAGUGGAGAAUGUGCUGCAAUAUGCAUCCCAAAACAAGACGUCGUUGACUCGAAUCAUGCUGGACAAUAUGGUCGUUCCCCUCCCAGGUGGCGACGUUGAUGUCUCCAUGCUGAAGGAUGCUGUUGACUUGAUAAAGGGAAGAUUCGAGACCGAGGUAUCUUCAUGAAUAUGCUGUGCAUUGCAUUCAACUUGCAAGAAAAUCUUCUCAUAUUAUCCCGUCCAGUUCUUCCUGUUCACUCUCUGCUUCCGGAUUUCGGUAGGCUUCUGGAAACGUCACCCUCGAUACGGUGAAGAAAAUCGGAUCAACCGGCGUCACCUACAUUUCAAGGUAUUCUCUAGAGUUUUCUCCUUAAUCGAAACUGCUUCGGUUCUAUCUUUCGGGACCCGCCCCCUUCUUAAUCGGGAAGAAGUAGGUGAAAAAGGGAACAAUGGUAGAGGAUUUACAGGAUGAACAUCACGGGAAAUUACCAGGGAACUGUGGAUAUCGGCCAACCCGAAUCAUUCUUUUGCUCAGUCAUUCUAUCUCCCUUUAGAGUUUCUCUCUCUAGCUCCCUUUUCAAGGACAGGGUCCCCGGUGUUACAUAGAAAUAUGGGCCUGAUAUUCACAUCACUACUGAGGAAUUGAGAUCAAGAACUUGGAUCAGCCUGUUGGUUUCUGUGACGCACCCGCUAUGAACCCUUCGGACAAGGACCCUCGCUAUGAAGUGAGGAGAGAUAACUAAAGUGGGCAGAGAUUGUGCGACAUGGGUUCUCUCUCUCUCUCUCUCUCUCAAGCUAUUCCUUAUCACUCGUCAAAAUUGAAUGCUCCUUGAGCUUGUUCUUCGGUCUUUUGUUGUUGUCUUCUCAGCGGGGCGCUCACUCAUUCGGUGAAGGCGCUCGAUAUCUCCCUCAAGAUAGACACAGAGCUGGCCCUCGAAGUCGGACGACGCACUAAGCGAGCCUAA